Erigeron canadensis is the source of this 372-nucleotide messenger RNA. Its product is annotated as ABC transporter A family member 7-like. The transcript is spliced from 2 exons. Gene Ontology annotation, molecular function: lipid carrier activity; ABC-type transporter activity. NCBI's taxonomy places the organism in Eukaryota, Viridiplantae, Streptophyta, Magnoliopsida, Asterales, Asteraceae. Gene Ontology annotation, cellular component: intracellular membrane-bounded organelle; membrane. Gene Ontology annotation, biological process: transmembrane transport; lipid transport. The record is from RefSeq and is a predicted model, not a curated record. The coding region runs from base 1 to 372 and encodes 123 amino acids.
AUGCGGCGGGGCGGUAGUAGCGAUGUUGUGGCGGCUAUGGCAAGUAGUGUAGGUUACUAUCUCUAUGUUCAGUUAAAGGCUAAAUACGGUGGUUCAUACGUGUUCACAAUGAUAGCAUCCUCAGAUCACGCAACUGAUGCUGAAAACCUAGCAAAGGGUCUCUCACCAAAUGUUAAUAAGACAUACCAAAUAUCCGGAACACAAAAAUUUGAAUUGCCAAAAGCAGCCAUCAAAAUAGCAGGUUUUUCGGGCAAUUGGGUACACGCUAAAAGCAGGUUCACUAUUCAGGCAUGGGGGCUUGCAGACACUACUCUUGAGGAUGUUUUCAUCAAAGUUGCUCGAGAAGCUCAACCAUUUGAAAUUCUCUCAUGA